CACACCCAAACACAGCAGCUCAUCCUGCACUUCAGCAGGAUGGCCCUGACCGAGCAGAGUCAGCUGGAGCAGAAUCACCUGUACAUGGCCUACGCUGGCAUCAUGGCCAAGAGCUGCCACAUGGGGGAAGGGGAGGAGGAAGAGGAGAAGGAAGAGGCCGAGGACUCAUUCGAGGAGAAGGAGAUGGAGAAGCAGAAGCUGCUGUCCCAGCAGCACACGUGGGGGGCGGCCGAGAUGGUGCUGCAGAUGAUCAGUGCCUGCAAGGGUGAGUGGGGGGCCACGGGAGGCUGUAACACACACAUGACACACGUCACACACAUGACAUACGUGUGUGUCCCCCCAGGUCCCUGCAGGGCCAGCAGCUUCCUCUGCACAUUUGAGGUGAUAAAGCUGCUCUAA
Corapipo altera (White-ruffed manakin) is the source of this 399-nucleotide messenger RNA. RefSeq names its product ryanodine receptor 1-like. The coding region runs from base 40 to 399 and encodes 119 amino acids. Gene Ontology annotation, molecular function: ryanodine-sensitive calcium-release channel activity. The record is from RefSeq and is a predicted model, not a curated record. Gene Ontology annotation, biological process: calcium ion transport. The transcript has 6 exons. NCBI's taxonomy places the organism in Eukaryota, Metazoa, Chordata, Aves, Passeriformes, Pipridae. Gene Ontology annotation, cellular component: Z disc; sarcoplasmic reticulum membrane; calcium channel complex.